GAGUAACAUGUUGUAAAAAUGACUAGACAGAAACGGGUCGUUACAAUAACACUCAUAGUUGUCGGUUCUGCGACUGGACUGGUGUCUAUCAUUGUUUUACUCAUCUUGUUGGUGCGACGUCAGAUAAAGAGGAAGAAAAAUAGGCAGAACAAUAGUGUCACUAUGUUCAAGGUACUACUUAAACACUACACUUAUGCAGAAGUGAAGAAAAUUACAAAAUCAUUUUCACAUACGAUUGGAAAAGGAGGAUUUGGAACUGUUUAUGGUGGAAACCUUUGUAAUGGUCGUAAGGUUGCAGUUAAGGUAUUAAAGGAUUCAACGGGAAAUGGAGAAGAUUUCAUCAACGAAGUUGCAAGCAUGAGCCAAACAUCUCACAUAAACAUUGUUUCUCUGCUUGGUUUUUGCUAUGAAGGGUCCAAAAGGGCGAUUGUAUAUGAGUUUCUCGAGAAUGGGUCUCUGGAACAGUUUAUCUCUAGAAAGAAGCCUUUGACUCUGGAUGUGACAACUCUAUAUGGAAUCGCGCUAGGCAUUGCUCGGGGAUUGGAGUACCUGCACUAUGGCUGCAAAUCAAGAAUUGUCCAUUUCGACAUUAAACCUCAAAAUAUUCUGUUAGAUGGUAAUCUUUGUCCUAAAGUCUCAGACUUUGGCCUUGCUAAACUAUGUGAAAAAAGAGAAAGCAUUGUGUCAUUGAUAGACACAAGAGGCACUAUAGGUUACAUUGCACCUGAGGUGUUCUCAAAGAAUGUACGGCGGAAUCUCCUAUAAGUCUGAUGUGUAUAGCUAUGGAAUGCCGGUGAUCAAGAUGUUGGGGGCAAGAAGCAAAGAAAUAGUUGAAACCAUGGCUUCCAACGCUACUUCAGCAUACUUUCCUGAUUAGAUCUAUAACGAUCUUGAAAAUGGACAACAAACGUGGAUACUCGGAGAUGAAGUAACUAUGGAGGAAAACGAGAUUGCAAAGAAGAUGAUAUUGGUGAGCCUCUGGUGUAUUCAACCAUGCCCAAUGGAUCAUCCACCCAUGAACAUAGUUGUUGAGAUGUUAGAAGAAAGUUUGGAUUCUCUUGAAAUUCCCCCUAAACCUUCUAUGCAUAUUUCCAGAGGGUUUGUUACUGAUCAAUCUUCUUGUCUUCCUUUAUUUUCUCAUGGCGAGGAGGAAGCUGGAGGAAAUACUGAAACCUUUGAUUCUAUAAAUAUUUAGCGCAAAAUAUGUGUUUGAUGAUUCUAUAGAAAGAAGUCCAAAUAACAAAGAUAGAUUGUAAGAAAAACUUUAAUAUUAUUUAUUAAAAGAAUGUUCAAAAACUACAAUUGCCUUUAUGUUUCUCCUUGUGUGAAAUACAUGACCCAUAGCGUCUAUUGCAGCCCAAACUAAAGCCCAAGUUUAUGAUCCAUUAGAGGGUUUUGUAAUCCAUGUAACUAAGGUUUCUAGAUUCAUAUAUAUGUUGUUAUGUGCUUUGAUGAAUGUAACAUUGGCUGCCAUUGUAGCAGCCUCUCCUUCACUUAAUGAAAUAUCUUUUUUUUUUUUUUUUUUUUUUGAAACACACUUAAUGAAAUAUCUAUUUAACUUCUUGUGUUCUUGGUGACAAAACUAAAGCUUUUCCCUUUCUCUAUUUCACAAUAAAGCUCAAUGAGCUAUUUUUCAUUUCAAUAAAGUUAGAAUCUAUCUUAGUUUAGAAAUGUUAUCAUGGUAUCAGAGCAAAAAAUCCCCCUCGACGACUUUGAACUCACCGCAACCACUGUCCUCUUCUUCUGAUGCUUGAAAACAUUCACAGGGUUCUUCACUACAGCUUGAAGAGAGAGAUGGCAUAUGUGUCGAUAGAGUCUUUUAUCUGUGGUUUGUUUGUCUGAAGCGUGAAGAAAUGAGAGAGCUGAAGCUGAACGUGUUUGAUGCUUUAAUAGAAGUUAUAACACCAAGAACUACUCCCU
Messenger RNA from Brassica napus (rape), 1920 nucleotides. RefSeq names its product probable receptor-like protein kinase At5g39020. Gene Ontology annotation, biological process: protein phosphorylation. Bases 19 to 765 code for a protein of 248 amino acids. Gene Ontology annotation, molecular function: protein kinase activity; ATP binding. The transcript has a single exon. The record is from RefSeq and is a predicted model, not a curated record. Lineage: Eukaryota; Viridiplantae; Streptophyta; Magnoliopsida; Brassicales; Brassicaceae.